AAAAAUAUGAAUCCAGUUAGCCCAGAGACAGUCCUGAGCGCUGAUACUUAUUUUAUCAGUGACACAGAUAUUGGCAGGAAUGACACUAGUGAGCCUUCUAAUCAUAGAUUUUGUGUCAACCAUUAUCGAGAUGCAGAUGAUAUGUCUCAAGGUUCGAAUCUGCAUGUAAAUGGACUCAACUCUGAUCUUGCUGAUAAUCACGAUCAGAGCCCUCAGAAGGUAGAAGAAGAAUUGAUGCAGCAAACAGAUGGAACUUUCAAAUUUGUUCAAACUGAGACUAUCGUUGGAAAAGCUAAGAAAGAUCUAUGACAUGAGAGUAAAUCAAGUGAUAGAUGUUACUCAGAGUAUUCUCACACUGAAAAUGAUGAGGCAAGAAAAGAAGACUCUGUAGAAACUUCUGGAGUCUGUGAUCACUUGAUCCGGAGGAACCACCUAUCUGCUGGGAAUAACGAUGGCCCAAUUAUCCACAUAGGGUCUCUGAGUGCUGAAUCUGACGAUCAUUAUUCUGAAAACUCAAUAAAUCAUAAUGAAGAGCGUAAACAGAUAACUGAACCAAAUGACAGAGAACAGAAUGGGAAUGACGAUAAUAUUGAUUUAACUGCUCCUGAGCAUUCUCUUGAUGAUGAAAACAUGAUGGGAGAUGCUAUUAAAGUUGAAGAUGAAUUUAGGGAAGAUCAGAGAGAUGAAAGAGUUAGAUAUCCUUCAAUAAAUCAAGCCAUACCUGAAGUCCAAGAAUCGGAGACUGAAAUAAACAAAAAUUCAUAUAUUGAAGAGUCUAAAAGAUCAAUGUCGAGUUAUAAUAAGACUGAAAGUUUCUCAGAAGGAGAGCUCAGAGAUAAUGAGGACUUGAUACCAAAAUGAAACAUAGAAAGCAAAGAGAAUUUGCAAAUUCCAAACUUGCAAUUUUCUCCUCCUAUUACUGGAAGUCGGCCUAGUAUACAGGAUGAUUCAAGUGGAAGUAUGAUGUCUCCUCAAGGUAGCUUCCCUUCUUCUUCUGCUAGUGAUUGCAAGAAUCGAAAUGAUGAAGAAUCUUUAUCCCGCCUUGAAGGGAACAAUGAUUAUGGUGUAGUUGAAGAAAGAAAAUUAAGUUCUUUCAAACCAAAAGAACCCCAAAAGAGAGGAAUUUUAGGAGAAAAGGACAUGAACUCAGAUAUUCCUAAAAACCUAAGCCCGUUAUCACAAAAACAACAGAACUAUAAAGAAUACAAUACCUAUAACAUUCCUAAUGGAACUUCUUUCUCCCAUGAUAAAACUCGAAAUAUUCCCUCUGAGAAUUCUAGACUUGAAAAAAUAUCUCCUGAGAAGCCUAUCAAGAUCGAGUUCUCCCCAGACAAACACGACAUCAGCAUCCAAGUUUCUGAGCACUUAGAAGAUCAAACUAACAACAAGGUGGAACAGGAAUCUUCUGAAAAUGCAAUUGUGAGUGGUCUUCCACAAACUAUUGGACUUAGCCAAUCAUCUCUUGGAGAGAUUCCAAAAUCUCAAGACAAGGAGACUACUGAGUAUUAUCCAACUCAUGAUAAUAAGGAGGAGAAGAAGAGUGAGCCGAAAGAAUCAGAACAUUCGGCAGACACGGACAUGUCCUCAAUUGCUCAAGAGGAAGAUAACAGCUCUCUAGACAAGGUUCCAUGAAGAGACUCAGAAACUGGGAGUAAUAAGGAAAAUAUGGAGAGGAAUACUUCAAAAAGAGUUCUUCUUAAUUUAAAUCCCCAAGCUCCAUUAAAUCAUCAGUUGGUGCGCAAAAUGAACAAAAGAAAUCUCUUACUAACUAAUGGAAAUCCUACUGUUGACCAGCUCCUCUUACAGAAAUACAAAACUGCAGAGGAGUAUUUGAUGAUGACAAAGAAGUUGUAUGAGCAAGCCCAAAAUCUAUACAAAACUAAGGAGGAGUCUCUUUCAAAGAAAUCAAAGAAGAAAAAGAAGGGGCGUAAAAGUAAAUUAGCAAAGAGUCGUUCUCCAAUUAAGAAGUCUCCAAAAUUCAAGAAGACCAAGAGGAAAACAAGGAAGUCGCCUCCUCCAGGUCUGCCAUCAAGGCAAAAUCAAAUGUUAGUAAAGAAAAAGUCAAUCUCUCCCCCUCCAGCUGUUUUAAAGAAGUUGAACGAGAUUAGGAUACAUCAAUGGCUUGCAGCUGAGAAAAUUUCUAAGAGAAAUCAGAUGAAAAGCAAUGGAAUUGAGAAUGUGUUUGCCAAUCACAAUAAUAACUUACAAGUCGAUCCAUUCACCUUCCAUAAGAAAAGGCAGUCUAUUAAGAAAGCCUCUUGCUUCAAGCCGAAGUUUAGAAAAUCCCCUAAUAGAGAGCUUUUCAAGAGAAGGCUAGGGCAACAAGUGAUAAAUGUGGAUAUUAAUCCAACUCUGCAUGGAAGUCAGAGUAUCCCACUAAUGCUAAAUUUGAACAUCAAGUGCCCUCAUGCUCAGAAUAGUUCUCCUAAGUUUGGAAUGAGAUAAAAUUCAUUUAUACUUUGUUAAAUUGGGGCUCCAUGUUUUCUAAAAUCAUCAUUCUCAACUUCAAAUU
Molecule: messenger RNA, 2512 nt
Organism: Moneuplotes crassus
Lineage: Eukaryota; Ciliophora; Spirotrichea; Euplotida; Euplotidae
Source: the annotation of a GenBank genome assembly